GAUCCCGAAUAGCACUGACCGUAAAGAAAUGGGACUCUGCUGAUUGGAUAUUUUGUGAAAAGUCGUAACCCGAAAACCAGGAAGUGCAGUGUGAAGGUUGGCGCAGUAGCAGCGCAAACAUGGGGGUGAAAAUCGAGGUGUUUCGUAUGAUGCUGUAUUUGUCCUUCCCUGUAACCAUGUUCUGGAUCUCCAACCAAGCAGAGUACUUUGAAGAAUAUAUUGUGAAGAGAAAGAGGGAGAUUUUCCCCCCCGAUGAGAAGAUGCAUAGGAAGGAGCUGGAAGACUUCAAAGAGCGGAUGCGAGACCGCAAGGAGCGGCGGCUACUGAAACGAAUGGCCUUGGAGGAGGCUGAGAAGGAGUGAGGAGGACCGUGCAGGGAGACAAUCGGAGGAGGACGAUGUCCCCAAUGCCCAAUCAUCUGCCUGUUUUUCUACUUGUUGUUCCACAGGAGGGGGAGCAGUGUCACUGUCAUGCCCAUGGGCUGGAACAUGUGUUGCGUCACAAAAGGCACCCUAUUACCUAUUUAGUAUACUACUUUGACCAUGGCCCAUAGGGCUCUGGUAAAACGUAGUGCACUGUAUAGGAUAAAGAGUGCCAUUUGGGGUUGGAGGAUUUCGUGGAGUAUGUAGGCUAUGCUAUACACCGUUUGGGAGGGUGUGCUUGAGGGGGACCUUCAAGUUACCCCUUUGAACUGAAUAGUCUUGCUGAAAAGAUUUUAAUUAAAUGCUUUAUUUCACUGCAAUCAAACAGACUUUAUUGCUGAUGAUCUGCUCUGUGAUGGUGUUGUUGUAAAACAUUGAGUGUGUAUGAUUGUCUCAAAAAAAAAUGUGUGAUUGAAAUUUGAGGACAGAAGCAUAUGGCUUGGAAUAUAAUUUAUUUACAUUUUUUGGAAUACAUGUCUUUUGUACAUGGGUGUUUCAACAUUGUUCUUCAUUAAAGUUUAAAUGUGUCUUUG
Molecule: messenger RNA, 955 nt
Organism: Oncorhynchus keta (chum salmon)
Lineage: Eukaryota; Metazoa; Chordata; Actinopteri; Salmoniformes; Salmonidae
Product: protein PET100 homolog, mitochondrial
Exons: 4
Coding region: 120-362 (80 amino acids)
Biological process (GO): mitochondrial respiratory chain complex IV assembly
Cellular component (GO): mitochondrial inner membrane; mitochondrion
Source: RefSeq, a predicted model, not a curated record